Messenger RNA from Trichoplusia ni (cabbage looper), 1802 nucleotides. Its product is annotated as protein artemis-like. The record is from RefSeq and is a predicted model, not a curated record. Bases 121 to 1254 code for a protein of 377 amino acids. Gene Ontology annotation, biological process: protection from non-homologous end joining at telomere; double-strand break repair via nonhomologous end joining; interstrand cross-link repair. NCBI's taxonomy places the organism in Eukaryota, Metazoa, Arthropoda, Insecta, Lepidoptera, Noctuidae. The transcript is spliced from 3 exons. Gene Ontology annotation, molecular function: 5'-3' DNA exonuclease activity; damaged DNA binding.
CUGUCAAAUAUGAAAUAACGGCUUGGCAGUUGGAAUUGUGAUGAUCGCGUCAGUGUUUAUAAAUAAAAUGAUAAUGAAAUAAACGUGAUAAAACUAAAAGUAUCUAGUCUAAAUACAGAAAUGAAUUCAUGUUGUUCAAAAUCGGCCUUUUGUGGGCACAUAGAAGAGAUACCAUUUAUACACGUAGAUAAUUUUGAAGAUGGUACUAAAAGUGCCUAUUUUCUGAGUCAUUAUCAUAGUGAUCAUGUUUGUGGGCUGAAUGCAAACCAAUUUUACGCAAGAUUAAAAAAGAAUAACGCCUUUGUCUAUGCCUCUGCUGUAACAGUGGCUAUAAUAAGAGAGAACUGUUCGCUUUUAUCACCAUAUUUAAAAGUUUUAGACUUGGGUAAAAACACAAUUAUCAUAAAAGACAAUGAAUCAACAAUUUAUCUCAACGUCACAACAUUACCUGCGGGCCACUCAUUUGGAUCAACAAUGUUCCUUUUCGAAUACAACAAUAAAAACAUUUUAUACACCGGAGACUUUCGGUUAUCCAAAAACACGGUUAUGAAAUACAAGCAUUUUCAUUUCAAUGGUGAACCAAUACAGUUAGAUGUGUUGUAUGUGGAUACAACUUUCCAGGAUGUUCCAUCGUUCCCAACACGGUCCGAUGUAGUCCGAAAUGUUGUUUUACACGUCAAGAAUUGGUUGAAUCUGAGUGAUUCCCAUCGAGUUAUUAUGCUGACUUCAGCAAAUUACGGAUAUGAGUAUAUUUGUAAUGAAAUUUAUAAACAAACGAAAUUGAAAACUUUUGUUGGCAGUUAUAUGAAUGUAUAUAGGCAUUUUCCAAAAGAAAUAUAUGGCGUGACAGAGGAUUCGUCAGCUAGAUUAUAUCUCAGAUCAAAAUAUGGAUAUAAAAGCGAAGAGAACCCGUUAGAACUGACAAUUUAUUUUUCGGCGCUAAAAUGGGGGGAAAAGAUUAACUUAAACGAAGAUUUCAUAACCUAUAAUAACAAUAAAAUAGAAAUUUGUUUUUCUACUCAUUGCGGUAGAGACGAGUUAUUAUUUUUUAUUAAUUAUUUUAAACCAAAGAAAAUUGUUGGUUUUCCACAAGAUUUUUAUGUUGAUGAUAAUUUUUUGGAUUGUAAUACUGAUGUGACUGAAGAUAGAGUUAAGGUAGAGCCUAAAAAGAGAAAAAAAGAGUUGAAAGACGAGAGUGUGACAGUUGGUAAGAGAGUAAAUAAGAGUGAGAUCGAGGAUGCUUUUAAUUGGUGAUUGUUGAAAGAUAUAUUCAUAUAAUACUUAAGAUUGAAUGGUGCUUUGAAUAUAGACGAUCAAAUUUGAUUGCGCAAUAUUUGAGAAUUGUAUGUAACCAUGGCUAAAAUACAUUGUGCAAAACUGAUCCUACUCUUUGCACAAUAAUAGAUCUCUGAAAUUUUCGUUAAAUUAUUACGUCAGUCAAUAAUAUUGUACAAUUCGAAAUAUGGCGCCAAAAUACGUGUGCUCAAAACUUUUGUGAUAUUAGGCCAUAAUUUGUAAAUUUGUAGGUACCAAAGAGGAAAUUCAACAUUGUAAAACUUUUAGCAUAAUAAUUAUGCUGUGUAUGAAUUCAAAAAUUAAAGUAAAUGCAAUACAUAUUCCAAUGUAUACUGUGUGUAUAUGGUGAAGAAAGAAAGUCGACUGGCAAAUACAAAAAAAAAUGAUUUUCGAUUUUCUUUUCUUGUUAAGUUUUGAAAUACAAUAAGUGUUCGUGAAUGUAAAAAGUCUUAUAUAAUUUUUCAUAUAAAUUGAAUUAAAUGAUAUUAAAAUGAUAUAUUUUUAAC